UCCUUUUCCCUAUAAAACCUAAAACUCAAGCUCAAAUCUAUAAAAAAUAUCCACAAAAGAGAAAAACAAAUGAAGAUCUUCUUCCUCCUUUUUCUCUUGUUUUGUUUCUUUACUUCAUUCUUCAACUCUUCUUUUGCUGCCGAUGUGACUUAUGACCGCCGCUCUCUCAUCAUCGAUGGCCAACGCAGGCUUCUCAUUUCCGCCGCCAUUCAUUACCCCCGCAGCGUUCCCGGGAUGUGGCCAGGGCUGGUUCAAACAGCCAAGGAAGGAGGGAUUGAUGUCAUUGAAUCUUAUGUGUUUUGGAAUGGACACGAGCUUUCUCCAGGAAAGUACAAUUUUGAAGGGCGAUACGAUCUAGUCAAGUUUGUAAAAAUAGUUCAACAAGCUGGGAUGUAUAUGAUUCUUCGAAUUGGCCCCUUUGUAGCGGCUGAAUGGAAUUUUGGGGGCGUACCAGUCUGGUUGCACUAUGUCAAUGGAACCGUGUUUCGAACUGAUAAUGAGCCCUUCAAGCACUACAUGCAGAAUUUCACGACAUUUAUAGUGAACCUCAUGAAGCAGGAAAAGCUUUUUGCACCUCAAGGAGGUCCAAUCAUCCUGGCCCAGGUCGAAAAUGAAUAUGGAUAUUAUGAAUCAUAUUAUGGAGAUGGGGCAAAGCGUUAUGUUUCAUGGGCUGCUAAAAUGGCUGUUUCUCAGAAUAUUGGAGUACCUUGGAUAAUGUGUCAGCAAGAUGAUGCUCCUGAUCCUGUGAUUAAUACCUGCAACUCUUUUUACUGUGAUCAAUUCACACCUAAUUCUCCAAACAAGCCAAAAAUAUGGACUGAAAAUUGGCCUGGAUGGUUUAAAACAUUUGGGGCAAGAGAUCCUCACAGGCCAGCAGAAGAUGUUGCCUUUUCUGUUGCUCGGUUUUUCCAGAAAGGAGGAAGUGUACAUAAUUACUACAUGUAUCAUGGUGGAACAAACUUUGGUCGAACAUCAGGUGGACCUUUCAUUACAACUAGUUAUGAUUAUGAAGCUCCUAUCGAUGAGUAUGGGUUACCUAGGCUUCCAAAAUGGGGACACCUAAAGGAACUGCAUAGAGCUAUAAAGUUAUCUGAGCAUGCAUUGCUAAAGAGUGAACCAGCUACUUUGCCACUAGGUCCUUCCCUAGAGGCCGAUGUAUAUGAUGAUGGUUCAGGAGUAUGUGCUGCCUUUCUUUCUAACCUGGAUGAUAAAACUGACAAGAAUGUAGUGUUCCGGAACGUGUCAUAUCACCUGCCUGCAUGGUCAGUCAGCAUUCUGCCCGACUGUAAGAAUGUUGCCUUUAACACGGCAAAGGUAGGUUCCCAGGCCUCUGUAAUUGAAAUGGUACCUGAGGAGUUGCAGCCAUCAGUCGCAUCACCAAGAAAAGGCUUGGAAGGUCUUGUAUGGGAUAUUUUUGUGGAGAAUGCUGGAAUUUGGGGAGUGUCUGACUUCACUAAAAAUGGUUUUGUGGAUCAUAUAAAUACCACUAAAGAUACUACCGACUACUUGUGGCAUACAACAAGUAUAAUUAUUGGUGAAGGUGAAGAAUUUCUGAAGAAGGCAAGCCGCCCAGUCCUUCUUAUUGAGUCAAAGGGUCAUGCUCUUCAUGCUUUUGUGAAUCAAGAACUUCAAGGUAGUGCUUCUGGAAAUGGCUCGCAUUCACCCUUUAAUUUUAAGAAUCCAAUUUCACUGAAGGCGGGAAAGAAUGAAGUUGCAUUGUUAAGUAUGACAGUGGGCCUACAGAAUGCAGGAGGAUUAUAUGAAUGGGUAGGAGCAGGACUAACAAGUGUUAAGAUCGAGGGGCUCAACAAUGGAACAAUGGAUUUAUCUAUGUCUAAGUGGACAUACAAGAUUGGAUUGCAAGGAGAACACUUGGGUAUAUACAAGCCAGACGGUUUGAAUGGUGUAAAUUGGGUGUCAACAUCUGAACCACCAAAAAAUCAGCCUUUGACAUGGUACAAGGUUGUUGUGGAUCCACCAUCAGGGGACGAACCAGUUGGUUUGGAUAUGAUUCAUAUGGGAAAAGGUCUAGCCUGGUUAAAUGGUGAAGAGAUUGGAAGGUACUGGCCAAUAGAAAGUUCUAAACACGAGAAGUGUGUAGACGAGUGUGACUAUAGGGGAAAAUUCUUCCCAGACAAAUGCCUUACUGGUUGUGGAGAACCAUCACAAAGAUGGUACCAUGUUCCUCGUUCUUGGUUCAAGCCAUCUGGGAACAUUUUGGUGAUCUUCGAGGAGAAAGGUGGAGACCCAACAAAAAUUACAUUCUCAAAACGCAAAACAGCUAGUCUCUGUUCCCAUAUUGCUGUGGUACCUAAUGUUGGAAAUGCAAAAUCAGCUGCUCAUCUCAAGUGCCCUAAAAAUACUUUGAUAUCUAGUGUGAAAUUCGCUAGCUUCGGGAAUCCUACCGGAAGGUGUGGAUCUUACACCAAAGGAGACUGCCAUGAUCCUAAUUCAACAUCGGUGGUUGUAAAGGCAUGCGUUGGUAAAAACGAGUGUGCCAUUGAACUAACAGAAGAGAACUUUGAUAAGAGCAUCUGUCCUGGUACUACAAAGAAACUUGCAAUUGAAGCAGCUUGCAGCUAAAAUUAGCACAGAACCAAUACGAUCGCGAAUAUUUUGGCUGCUCGCCGGAGAGAGGAAAACGGGAGAAGAAAAAACAUUUGGCUCCAUUUUCUUCGGGUACGAGCUGUGUUGUACUUUUCUUCAACGGGAAACGCCUAGUAUUUUUGCCCUUAAUAUUAUUUUUCUGUUGCCCGAGUACUUGUUGUCUGUUGAGGUGUCCAUGAAGAUGGAAGAGCAUAGUUAUGGCUGAGUUAGCUCUUAUUCUGUAUUCGUUUUUACUUUUAGAUAUGUCAACAAUAUUGGUUAAGCAUUUAUCACACGUGGGGCAUAGAUCCACAAAAUUAAAUUAA
Molecule: messenger RNA, 2912 nt
Organism: Hibiscus syriacus
Lineage: Eukaryota; Viridiplantae; Streptophyta; Magnoliopsida; Malvales; Malvaceae
Product: beta-galactosidase 10-like
Exons: 19
Coding region: 70-2583 (837 amino acids)
Biological process (GO): carbohydrate metabolic process
Cellular component (GO): cell wall; vacuole
Molecular function (GO): carbohydrate binding; beta-galactosidase activity
Source: RefSeq, a predicted model, not a curated record